AUGGAAAUAGAAAUAGGCAGAGAAGCAAUUAGAAGGGGAUCGUCGUAUGUGAAGCAGAUUGACGGGGUGUCAUUUGCAUUGCUACGCAAGUACUUUGCGGUGGACAAUGGAUUGAUUGGACGCAAGCUUGCACUGAUGUUUUUUCCGUUCAGGAAUGGCGAGUGGAGCAGCGAUACAGGAGAGGAGGUGCGACGUGCAGAGCUGUAUGUGCCUGUGAUGGGGUUUGUGUCGUAUGUUAUUGGAAGGGCGUUGCGAAUGGGGAUGAAUGGGACGUUUAGUGCAGAGCGUCUUGGACUUGUGGUGAGCAGGCUUGUGGUGAUUGAGGCGGUGUUUGUGGCGGCGAUUAAAGUAGCAGGGUAUUUUUUUGAGGUUGGACUUGGAGUGGCUGAGGUGGUAUCGUAUAGUGGAUAUAAGUAUGUGGUGGUGCUUGUGUGGUGGAUGAGUUUUGGAUAUGUGCGGUGGAUAGUUGGGAUGUAUGUGAGUGUGAGUUUUUUUGUGUUUUUAUCGAGGAGUGUGAAGAGCGGGAUGGGGCUUGUGGGACGAGAGCGGAAGGGACGAGUGUACUAUUUGUUUGGGAUGGUACUGGCGAUAGAGAUGAUGAUGUUUGUGCUAGCGAGGUGA
Messenger RNA from Ordospora colligata OC4, 621 nucleotides. Its product is annotated as Yip1-interacting factor. The transcript has a single exon. Gene Ontology annotation, biological process: endoplasmic reticulum to Golgi vesicle-mediated transport. Lineage: Eukaryota; Fungi; Microsporidia; Ordosporidae. Gene Ontology annotation, cellular component: Golgi membrane; COPII-coated ER to Golgi transport vesicle; endoplasmic reticulum-Golgi intermediate compartment. The record is from RefSeq and is a predicted model, not a curated record. The coding region runs from base 1 to 621 and encodes 206 amino acids.